Messenger RNA from Nerophis ophidion (straightnose pipefish), 3662 nucleotides. Its product is annotated as protein FAM217B-like. The record is from RefSeq and is a predicted model, not a curated record. The transcript has 3 exons. NCBI's taxonomy places the organism in Eukaryota, Metazoa, Chordata, Actinopteri, Syngnathiformes, Syngnathidae. Bases 115 to 1311 code for a protein of 398 amino acids.
GAUACUACCUAUGGUAUCAACAUGAUCGAUACUUGAGUCGCCCUGCCCAGUCCACCGUGCGUGUACACUACAUCAGCGCUGCUGAGACGUUACUACGGGAGAUGUGUUGAACAAAUGGAAUACUUUAAAGUACACCAGUGUUCAGCAACAAUGUGCACACAAUGGAAGCACACACAACAUUGUCGGAUCAACAACACCCACGCCAUAAAGAUGAGCACUCAGGCAAAGUCCAAACACGUGAUUUUGGGGGACAACACGGAGGCUGCCGUUUUGCGGGUUUCCCAACAACGCAAGCAGCAGCGGAGCAGCAGCAGCAGGAGGAGCAGAGACAAAGUCCAUGUUUCCCAUCCUGAUGUCGGGGAAGAGCGCGCCACAAACACCCAAAGAGUCAGUGCAGUCGUCGACUCAGACUCAGACUUGUCUGACACUGAGAGAUCUUCUGUGUUGCCUUCAGGUGGACUUCCUCCGCAACUUGAGCUGCGACCGGAGGUCAUCCCGACAGAAGACCGUUCCCCUCGAGGUGCCCCACGCGGUCCUAAGGGGUACGGCUUCCCCGAUGUGCUUCCUCCGCCGUUUAACUCGUGGAGCCUCGGCCAGCUGUCCGCGUUCUACAGCGCGGAGAAGCGCGGAGCCCUGCGGCGUAAGCCCGUCGGCCCGCUGGAGAGGUUCUUGGAGAGGCUGCUAGAAUUGGAGCGGCGACGUUUUCAGACCGUCCUGGAGGAGCGCGGGGGCCCCACGGCUCCGUCCGCGGCGCGGAGCUGCCAUGGGUCGGCUAAGAAUGCGACAUCACGCCUCAGCUCUCCAAAGCGUAUCCUUCAAUGUCAGCGUGCCUUCCCUCUUACCUUCCUCUCCUCGCCGGCACCUCCUUCCGCCGCGCUCUCCGGCUGUGCCUGCACGCAGUGCCAGCUCCACUACGCUUCCUGCGCCCUUUUGUGCUGCCGCUCUCAGCACCGAGGCGCCCCGUCUCUCCCCAAAAGAAGUUGCAGCGAGAGUCGCGCGCGCGCAGGAGAAACGCCACCGCCUGCCAGAUUAAACGGCUCUGUGACCACCAACGGCCACAUGAGGAGGAUGCAAGCUCUGGGGAACAUCCGCCAUCCCGUCCAAGCUGCGGACAGCAAACCCGUUAGGUGCAAGAGUGCCACGAGGAGAGGGAGAGAGCACCCGGCAGCUCUUACGAGCAACACAUCAGACUUGACGAGGGGAAGAAGUGUCUCCGAGCGCAGGAAGAGUGCAGAGAAGCAGCCGUACCUGAGUAAAAGAUCGAACACUUUCCGGGAAAAUGACUAUGUAGAACUCAGUUUCUUGACUUGAAUACGACCAGGAGGAUCAAAGGUGUGUACUUAGAUGACACAAGUUUAUUGUGUAACUUAGAGGUGUCAAACGUACGGCCUGAGGGCCGGAUCAGGCUCGCGUACAGGUUUUAUCCGGCCCGCGGGAUGAGUUUGCUAAGUAUAAGAAUGAACCAGUGUCACACCUAUGAAUCAUGUUUUGUUUUUGUCAUGUUUGGUCAUGUUAUAUUUUGUUUUUUGGACACUCAGUUAUGUUUUUGCAGUUCCUGGUUUGUUUUGGUCUCCAUGCCAACUCAUAGAUUUUCACCUUGCUCUCAAGUCACGCCCCUGUCCUCAGCCCUCACACCUGUUAAUAAUGAUCGCAGUUAUUAUUUAAGCCAGAGUUACCAGGUAGUCGGCCUGGCAACUUCACUUUACCCACAUUUCCCAACUCCUUUCAUGCCAAAGACCAUGCUCUUCAUUUUGUCCACGCCACGUAAGUUUUUGUUGUUUAUGCCACAGUGCAAGUGUUUUUUUCAUGUUUAUAGUUAUAGCCUAUGUUCUUGUCAUUUGUUUUUGUAGUCAAGUAUUUGUUCUCCGCCAUUGUGUGCGCCCUUUGUUUUCCUGUCUUUGAAUUAUAGUGUUUAAAUGAAUCAAAAUGUACUCGCACUCACGUCUGGCUCGUCCUAAAUUCCCUCUGCGACGAAGAAGCAUAACAAGUCCAUGUCCUUGUUUGACAACCAGAAAUUUUUGAGUGAAAGAAACUGCUGUUCUAAAUGUGUCCACUGAGUGUCGCAAUAGCAAUUUGUAGAUGAUGCUACAUAUGUACAAAAUAGACCACAUGAUAUUAGUACAUCAGUCGAGGAAAAUGAUCAAGCUACAUAAAUAAUCUUCCUGCAAUUGGAUUUUGAUAUCAUUUUUUAUCUUGAUAGAUUAAAAAUUAACACCAAUGAGUUGACUGAUGGGCAGCACGGUGGAACAGGGGUUAGUGCAUGUGCCCCACAAUACAAAGGUCCUAAGUAGUCCUGAGUUCAGGUCCGGGCUUGGGAUUAAUCCCCUGAGUUUGCAUGUUUUCCCCGUGACUGCGUGGGUUUCGUCCGCGUCCUCCGGCUUCAUCCCACCGCAAAGACAUGCACCUGGGGAUAGGUUGAUUGGCAGCACUAAAUUGGCCCUAGUGUGUGAAUGUUGUCUAUCUGUGUUGGCCCUGUGAUGAGGUGGCGACUUGUCCAGGGUGUACGCCGCCUUCUGCCCUAAUGCAGCUGAGAUAGGCUCCCGCAACCCCCCGUGACCCCAAAAGGGACAUGCUGUAGAAAAUGGAUGGAUGGAUGGAAAAUAUUAACCGCUACAUGUAAGUGUAAAAAAAAAAAACCCAACAAUAUUAGGAUUUCUACAUUUUUGCUCGUUCUAUUUUCAAACAAAGAAAACAAUCCGAAGUUGUCUUUAUUUUUAAGUUAUCGUGCCGUGAUUUUACAAGUCCAGGCCCACUUGGGAGUAGAUUUUUCUCCAUGUGCCCCCACCUACCCCCCUCCCCCAUAUAAAAUGAGUUUGACACCCCUGGUGUAACUACUCGACUCAAGGUGUGUCUCGAUCGUGCAGUCGUGUACUUACACAUUCGUUUGAGUGCACAAGUGUGGCAAAAUGCUUUAGUGAUGGACACUUAGCACACAUUAAGAAAUGCAUCUUAGCUUUGUACAAACAGGGGGACUCUGUGUGUUCUGUCAGGUUCAAACACUGAUGACAUCUAUUAAACAGACAAGAAGAAAGGAAUCAUGCGGAGACAGAGUUAAAUUUAGCUUAAUGAGGGGAAACGUUUUGGGCUGUACUCUUGGUUACAAAACCAACCAACCUACGCUGUAAGGUAGUGGUUCUCAAAUGGGGGUACGUGUACCCCUGCAGGUACUUGAAGGUAUGCCAAGGGGUACGUGAGAUUUUUUAAAAAAUAUUCUAAAAAUAGCAACAAUUCAAAAAUACUUUAUAAAUAUAUUUAUUGAAUAAUACUUCAACACAAUAUGAAUUUUAAGUUCAAAAACUGUGAAAAAACACAACAAUGCAAUAUUCAGUGUUGACAGCUAGAUUUUUUUCUGGACAUGUUCCAUAAAUAUUGAUGUUAAAGAUUAAUUUUUUUUGUGGAGAUAUGUUUACAAUUAAGUUCAUAAAUCCAAAUGGAUCUCUAUUACAAUCCCCAAAGAGGGCACUUUAAGUUGAUGAUUACUUCUAUGUGUAGAAAUCUUUAUUUAUAAUUGAAUCACUUGUUUAUUUUUCAACCAGUUUUUUAGUCAUUUUUAUAUCUGUUUUUCCAAAUAGUUCAAGAAAGACCACUACAAAUGAACAAUAUUUUGCACUGUUAUACAAUUUAAUAAAUCAGAAACUGAUGACAUUGUGCUUUAUUUAACC